This is a messenger RNA of Podospora anserina S mat+, 7326 nucleotides long. RefSeq lists its product as uncharacterized. Lineage: Eukaryota; Fungi; Ascomycota; Sordariomycetes; Sordariales; Podosporaceae. Bases 1 to 7326 code for a protein of 2441 amino acids. Gene Ontology annotation, molecular function: fatty acid synthase activity; 3-oxoacyl-[acyl-carrier-protein] synthase activity; phosphopantetheine binding. The transcript is spliced from 6 exons. The record is from RefSeq and is a predicted model, not a curated record. Gene Ontology annotation, biological process: secondary metabolite biosynthetic process; fatty acid biosynthetic process.
AUGGCCCGGCAACAAAUCUUUCUACUCGGUCCCCAAGUGACCAAUUGGACACGAGAGGCCUUGGCGGAACUACAACAAAACCUCCUGAAAGAUCCCACCCUCGACUUCAUCACUCAAGCCCUGUUAACCUUGCCCUCCCUCUCGUCUAUACUCGGACAACAGCUCGGGCUAGACUUUCACCCUGGCCGGAUUUUCCAUCUUCUCGCGGACUUUGCCCAAGGCGGGCAGCUUCUCUUAAACACCAAUGAUGAUUGGCGGCACAACACUUUGCUGGCCCCAUUGACAAUCGUGUCUCAAGCCGUAGACCUCGCCGUUCAGUUUGGAGGUCUUCCUAGAAACAAACUACCCUUAACACCGCAUCAGCAAGUUCAGGGCUUCUGCAUUGGCUGGCUGUCGGCAUCAUCUCUUGCUAGUGCGUCAACUUGGGAUGACUUCAAGCGUAAUAUUUCCGCUGCCUUGCGACUUGGGGCCUGUAUUGGCGCAGCAGUGGACGCCGAUUCCAGUCAGUGCCCUUCUGAUCACGCAAGGGCUAUUUGUGUGCGCCUGAGGAACCCGAGUGAUAGGGCCUACAUUUCUUGUUUUCUGGAUGAGGGCGUUCUCACCGUGACGGUGCCAAACAGCAAGCGACUUUGGUUGGAAGGACAGCUGCAGAGAGCUACCCUGCCGUGGACCGAUAUUGGGCUUCGUGGCCAUUACCAUCACCUACGGCAUGAGGAGAGAGCCCAAACCCUCAAAAGAAUCUGUGCCUCUAUUGUGGAACUUCAGCUUCCCGCCGCCGCGGCCUUGCAAACACCGUUGAGAUCAACCGCUGAUGCCAACAUCGUCCCGCCGAACGCGACAUCACUUCACGAUAUUGCCAUCGAUCUCACGCUGUGCAAACGAGCCCACUGGUUACAAACUCUGCGCAACUGUGUCGAGAAAGCCGACAACUUCGUCUUCAUACCCAUUGGUUCCCAUACUGGAGGCCUUGUUCCGCGUUCGAUUACCCAUCCUCGCCCCUCACCCAGCACCUCGAUGCCAGAGGACGAGAUCGCCAUUAUCGGCAUGUCUGCUCGCUUCCCUGGCUCGGACUCCAUAUCAGACUUUUGGAACCUUUUGGUCUCAGGGAAGACUGCGUUUGGACCUCUUCCAGUGUCCCGUUUUGAUCCGACAUAUCCCAGCAUUGCCUCACGUCUGGCCGAAGCCAAAUACCAGGGGAACUUUCUCAGGGAUGAGGUUGUCAAGGGCUUCGACCACCGGUUCUUUGAUAUUGCUGGGCGAGCAGCUAAACACAUCGAUCCCCAGCAAAGGCUUGUCCUUGAGGUUGCAUAUGAGGCUCUAGCUACCGCAGGAUAUCACCAGAUCAAGACCCACCAGCAAAAGGAAGUGGGUGUAUACAUGGGCGUUGGUGAGGUUGAAUAUCAACAUAAUCUUGCCGGACACCAAGCAACUCCUUUCACUGCGGUGGGUUUGUUGAGAAGCUUCAUCAGUGGGAGAGUUAGCCAUUUCUUUGGCUGGAAUGGGCCUGCGGUUACAGUUGAUACUGCUUGUUCCUCAAGCGCUGUGGCUAUACACACAGCUUCGAAGUGCGAACUUGCCUUGGCGGGCGGUGUGAACAUCAUCACCAGCCCCGAGUUGCACCAAGCUCUUGCCGCAGGCUCUUUUCUCAACCCCCAUGGAGCAAGCCAUGCAUUUGAUAGCUCUGCCGCAGGGUACUGUCGAGGAGAAGGGGCAGGUAUAUUGGUGCUGAAGCCCUUGUCCAAAGCUGUUGCGGACGGUGACGCAAUUUUAGGAGUCAUCGGGGCUUCCGCCGUCAACCAAAACUCCAAUUGCAGUCCGAUCACUGUCCCAGAGUCGUCAUCACAGUGCUCACUAUACAAGAAAAUUCUGCAAACGGCAGGAGUGAGCCCGGGAGAAGUUACCUACGUCGAAGCACAUGGAACUGUCGGGGACCCUAAGGAGUAUGAGAGCAUAAGAAUGGCUCUCUGUGGUCCCUUUCGCACCGAGCACCUGUUUGUCGGCUCCGCCAAAGACAGUAUCGGGCACUGCGAGGCUGCAUCAGGCGUGGCCGGCGUCAUAAAGACCCUUCUCAUGAUGCACCACAAGACCAUUCCCCCGCAGGCUGGAUUUGACACUCUCAAUCCUCGCAUUACCACAACCCCAGCAGAUAAGAUAAUCAUCCCCAAAGUUGCCCAGCCCUGGAGCCCAGUCCACCGACGAGUCGCGCUUGUGAACAAUUAUGGCGCUGCAGGUUCUAAUGCUGCUAUUCUUGUCAGGGAAUAUGAGGAACCAGCUUCCCAGUCUGUGCUGUCGGCUCCGACAUCCUACCCAAUACUUCUCGCGGCGAAGUCACCCAAUCAUUUGCAGUCCAUGAUUGCUGCGCUGAAGUCCUGGACACCACUCCCCGCAUCAUUUGGGGACAUCGCCUACAACAUUAACAAGUCCCAGAAUCCCCAGUUCCCUCACCGACUGGCCCUUACAGCCAGGAGUCACGAUGAUAUGGUUGCCUGUCUUGAGACGACGGCAGCGUCCAUGCCCACCACUCAGCUACCAGACCACUGCAAUGAUGUCUGUGUUGCUCUUGCCCUUCCGGCAAUUGUGCCAAACAUUUUCACGUCCUCCGAAUCGGUUCCGGCUUUGCAUGACAUUGUUCGUCAGCACUGUCAAUUGCUGGCUUUGCAAGUUUCUACGGCCCGUUGUUGGCUGGAAUCCGGGCUGGAGACAUCCGACAUCACACUUGUUGGUCACAGUUUUGGCCAAAUAUCCGCCCUGGUUGUUGGACAUUCCUUGACAGUCGAAGAUGGGUUCCGAUUUGUUGCCGGUCGCGCAAGCCUGAUUCGCGAUCACUGGUCGGAACCCGGAUGCAUGCUUUCUCUUGAGUGUCUUGAGCCUCAAGCCGGGGAAAUCAGAGACGCGGUCAACAAGAAUCUACAACAAACCGGCAGUAGGGUUGAAAUUGCAUGCUACAAUGGCCCGACAAGCUUUGUCCUCUCUGGCCACCAAGAGGCUAUCGCCCAGGCAAAAUACGUUUGUCAACAGCAGCAAAUCAAGUGCCUGCAGCUGGCAAGUACUCAUGCCUAUCAUUCACACAUGACUGAGUCAAUUCUCGCGAAGCUCACCGAGAUGGCUCGUCGUCUUGUUGUCAAAUCCCCGAGUCUGAAAAUCGAGACUUGCACCCGCAAGACUUCGGAUUGGCAGUUCACAGCUGAGAGUUUGGUACAGCACACCAGAGAUCCGGUUUUCUUCGCCGAUGCCAUCGCUCGCAUCACUGCAUCAUAUCCCCAGGGAGCCAUCUGGCUCGAGGCAGGCACCUCGUCACCAGUCAUCCCCAUGAUCAAACCGGUCAAGCGCAAUAAUAACAAGACAGGAGGCAAAUUGCCAGACAUUUACUUACCCGCUGGCCUGCGCAACGAUGAUGCGAUGAUCAACAUUGGUGUGAUCACAUCCCAGCUUUGGCAAGCUGGAUGCAGUGUGCGGUAUUGGCCGUUCCUCCAGCAUGGCCCUCAGAAUCGACACGCCUUUGUUCCGGUUCCUCCAUAUCAAUUCGACAGGACACAGCAUUGGAUUGACUACAAACCAAGGGGGUCGGAGGAAACCGGUAAAACAGCGAAACAAGAUGCCGCUUCUGCAGAUCUCAUCACCCUGGUUGAAGCUGGAAACAUGAAGCACGUCUUCCAGGUCAACACCACUGCCGACUUUUACCAGCUCGCAGCAAAUGGACACGCCGUUGCUGGACAUGGCUUGUGUCCCGCCUCAGUUUACCUGGAGCUCGGCGCUAAAUGCGUUGAAAUAGCUGCCGACAUGCCUCUAGGCGACCUGAUGAUGCCUCAUUUCGAGGCUUUGGCGAUGUCAUCCCCGCUUGGGAUUGCGACGAGCCACACGAAGACAACCGUAUCUCUGCAUCAGAAUGACACCAAGUCAUGGUCGUUCAACAUCUCCAGCCUGAAUGCUGAAGGCACUUCGACAGAGCAUGCACGAGGCCGCAUAGCAUUGCCAUCUGGGGGCGCAGAUGCUCAGCUCUCAUCUAUGAGUAAAUUGUUCCGACGAUCUCGCGUCGAUCGUCUAAAUAGCCUGGAGACGUCCAGCAAGGUGGCAGGUCCGAUGGUCUACCAGUUGUUUUCGAGUGUGGUCGACUAUGCCCCCUACUAUCAGGGCGUCAAAUCCUUGACGGCCCAUGGCGACGAGGCUGUUGGGUUAGUCGGUAUUCCUACUAAUUCGGAAUCUCCAGAUGGUUGCAGGUUGCCAAAGGGUAUUUGUGACCCCGUCGCCCUGGACAACUUUCUUCAGGUGGCGGGUAUUCACGUUAACUGUCUUCGUCCCAGGGACGCUGGGCAAGUCUUCAUGUGCACUGCCACCGAGGAAAUAAUCAUCUCACCAGCUUACAGACAGUCAUCGAUCAGCUGGAAGGUAUAUACCCGUUAUGAUACGGAGCCGGAUUCUCGCUCGAUAAUAAACGACAUUCUGGUCUACGAUGGAACCUCCAAUGAACUGGUUGUCGCCAUCAUGGGGGCUACUUUCAGGGCAGUUUCCCUCAAGUCGUUGGAACGCACCCUAGGGCGACUGAAUGGCGCUUCACGUUCCUUCCCCUUGACUACACAACCCCAUCAAUCAUCGCCAACCGAGCCGACCCCGCCUAUGGAAGCCACCUUUACACCCAUCACCAAGACAAAUCCCGACCAGACUCCUCAAGUAAUAAAAGACUCCAAGGCCCAGUCAUCAGUGGAUCAUGACAUCAGGAGGGUGCUCAGCAACAUCAUUGAGAUGCCGGUCGACGAAAUUAAAUCCACGAGUACUCUUUCUGAACUUGGGGUCGAUUCUUUGCUGGCUGGUGACGUAUUGGCUGAGAUCUCUAAUAUGUUUGGAGUCAAAGUCUCACAGCCUGAGCUGUUGGCAUGUUCCGACGUCGCAGCUCUCGUCGGCCUCGUGGGGAAACAGUCGACGGAACCAACAUUUUCCCAAUCAGCACCCAAAGUGUUCAGAAAUGACAGUUUUGAGACAACGGGAUCGGAUCCUUUGACUAGUUCAGAUCUGUUCGACUCGGAGAUUGACUCGAAUGAUUCAUCUUACCCUACUGAUUUCACUGACGAAGAUAUCGCCACGAGCUCCGAGUCUGGCCACUGCAAGAAUAGUGGUUUAGAGGAUCUCGGGGGCGUCGCUGGUGUCUCGUUUUGUGAGGCUGCAGCCAAUUACACACGACAUGCUUCCGCCACUCGCUUCUCGAACUUUUGCAUGGACGUCUACCCAGUUCAGUCCCGACUCGUCACACAAUACGUCCUGUCCGCCUUUGGUAAUCUGGGCUGUGAUUUGAGCCUCAUCAAGCCAGGAUCAGAGGUUCCAUUCAUCGGUUCCUUCAAUCCUAAACACAGCAUGCUCGUCAGGCAGCUGUAUGAAAUCUUGCAAGACUCGAAGCUGAUCUCUGUUGAUGACCUGGGUAAAUUUUGGCGCACAAACACACCUCUCGAGACGACUUCCGCCGUUGACCUCCAAGCCACCAUACUCUCUCGGUUUCCACAGCACACCUCCGAAGCCAAGCUUUUAGAUGCUACAGCCUCCCGGCUUUCGGCGUGCUUGACGGGGGCGGCCGAUCCAAUCGACAUCUUGUUCGGUACAUCUUCCGCCCGGGGGUUACUUGAAGACGUCUACCUCAACGCCCCCAUGUUCCGAACGGGUACCUUGGUUCUGGUUGACUAUCUGUCUUCCCUUGUACGAAUGAGCACUCGACAAACUAUCCGUAUUCUGGAGAUCGGGGCGGGAACAGGCGGCACAACACGACCUCUGUUACAUGCCCUGAGCCAGAUUGAGAGACCCGACAUGACAGUCCAAUACACCUUCACCGACCUGUCCCCAUCCCUUGUUGCGGCAGCAAAGAGAAGGUUUGCAUCUCUGGUGGCCUCUAGUUCUCGGGGAAAUGGGGUGGAAAUCGAGAUGCAGUUCACCACGCUGGACAUUGAAUCCCCAGACACAAAGCGGGACAAGCACUACGAUAUUGUCCUGUCGACAAACUGCAUACAUGCCACUGAAAACCUCAGCAUCUCGGCCAGUCAUAUUCGAGCGCUGUUGGAUCCAGUUGAAGGGGGCUUGCUAUGCUUGGUAGAGCUGACGAGGAAUCUUUACUGGUUCGAUCUCGUUUUUGGGCUAUUGGAGGGAUGGUGGAGAUUCAACGAUGGACGGACCCAUGCCCUGGCCGAUGAGCUGACCUGGGAAAGGAGUCUAAAGCAGGCUGGCUUUGGGUCUGUGGAAUGGAGCGAUAACGGGACACAAGAGGGAAAGAUUUUGAGAGUCAUCACUGCCCAUGCCUUACCCGAGCGAGAGCCCAAUAUCGGAGAGCAAACGAGGAUGGAGACGAUGCGCUUCAAGAGUAUCGGCGGUGUUGACUUGAUGGCAGACAUAUAUUACCCAGUUACACUAUCUGAUAUUUCAGCGGCGCCUCGUCCCAUAGCUUUGAUGAUUCAUGGCGGGGGCCACAUCAUGCUCUCACGAGCCGACAUUCGACCUUGUCAAACUGAACUUCUCCUCUCCAAAGGGUUCCUUCCGGUCAGCAUUGACUACCGCCUUUGUCCCGAAACGACUCUCCAAGAAGGCCCAAUGUGUGAUACCGUCUCCGCCCUCUCAUGGGUGAGGAAUACCCUUCCCUCUCUUCCUCUGGCGAGAACCGAUAUUCGGGUCGAUGGUGAGAAGGUCGUCGCGAUUGGCUGGAGUACCGGUGGCCACUUGGCCAUGAGUCUGUCGUGGAAAUCGGCCGAGUUUGAUGUUAGACCACCAGAGGCCAUUCUCGCCGUUUAUUCUCCUUCGGACUACAAGGACCCCUUCUGGACUCAGCCAAACAUUCCGGAAGGGUCAGAGUCGAUGUUCCCUAUCGCGGCUGACUCCGCCUUUAUGACACUUGACCAACCCAUCACGGCAUACAAUCCACCAUCUUCAGCCAAGGCGGUGGGUGGCUGGAUGUCAGUCGUUGAUCCACGCUCCAGGUUGGCAUUGUACAUGAAUCAUCAUGGCAAAACACUCGAGGUUCUUCUGCGUGGAGUUUCUGCGAUCAAUGGAAAAAGAGAGGUGUCUGAGGAGGAGAUUACGGCGGUGUCUCCAUUGGCCCAGGUGCAACAAAAUCGGUACAGAACACCGACCUUUAUCGUUCACCCUCGGCUAGAUGACUUGAUACCAUGGCAGCAAGCCCAACGGAUGCACCAGGCUCUCAAAGAACGAGGUGUUGAUGCUGAGUUGAGAAUUGUUGACGAGGGAGCAAAGCACUUGUUUGAUGUCGGUAAAGGAUGGGAAAGGAGGCAUCCGCAGGGCUCUAAGGUGGUGCGAGAGGGAUUUGAGUUUCUAGUGAAAUAUGCUGAUGGGGUUUGA